GGAUGGCAGACUUCCUGUCUUUUUGUUUGGUCCAAUGGUUGCCCGGAGGUCUAGUCAAGCCCCACCGAACUCAUGACGGCAAUGGUGGGGGAGGGUCACGUGUGUACUGUUGUUCUAUAAGAUUCGCAUAGUAGGUAGAUAGCUGUGUCGUCGCCCUCUUCUCGGAAGUUCAAAUUCAAACAUUAUUUGAAGGAUUUACUGUCGCGUACGCUGUGAAAGAUUUUUUUCUCAAAACUUUUCUCCCUUGCCCUGUGCAUAACGAAAAGUUAUUUAUUUUCAUCCGAAAUAUAGGGGGAAAUGUUUGUAACUUUUCAACGCUCGAAAUGAUCUGUGCGGCUGCCAAGAAAUACAUGCCUGGCAGGUUGAGGAACAUAAGCUCCAAAGAUGUAAAUUGUCAAGAGGCUGAGGACUCUUGAGUCCAGUUGGCUUCCUGGAGCCUGUGAUGGAGGGGACGAUAGCUCACUCUCAGCAGACCCCUCCAACUGAAGCUAAUCCUCAUCUCUGAGUCCCCACCAUGUGGAGCUGCAUGGCCCACAAUGAAACACUAGACAGUGUGGACUAUCGUCUUUGUCAAGACUUGGGCUUCGUCAUCUCCGUCUUCUCCCUCAUCUACCUCAUCGUCUGCUUUCCGGUGGGGCUGUGCUACAGCACCUUACUGGUGGUGGUCAACCUCUCUAAUAAGAUGACCAUGACUAUGCCAGAUGUGUACUUUGUGAAUAUUGCCAUAGCUGGCCUGAUGCUAAACCUUGUUGCUCCAGUGGAACUUCUGGGGCCUAGCUUUACCCAGUGGCCCUUGUGGGAGCAUAACAAUGAGAUCUAUAUCACUCUCCUCAUCCUCUUCAACAUAUCCUCCCUUGUGAUCAUGUACUCUACCACACUGCUGAGCUUGGACUACUACAUAGAGAGGGCGCUCCCACGGACAUACAUGUCUAGUGUAUACAACACUAAGCAUGUGUGUGGGUUCGUCUGGGGUGGCGCUGUACUCACCAGCUUCUCCUCGCUGCUCUUCUACGUGUGCAACCAUGUGUCCACCAAAAUUAUCGAGUGUUCAAAGAUGCAAAAUAAGGAGGCAGCUGACACCAUCAUGUUGUUUAUUGGUUAUGUGGUGCCAGUCAUGGCUGUUCUGUAUGCUUUGGUACUCAUUCUCCGCAUCAGAAAGGAGUCUACUCCACUGGACCUGGACUCAGCCCGUUUGGACCCCUCGACUCAUAGUCUUUUACUGGCUUCGGUUUGCAUCCAAAUCCUGCUCUGGACUCCGUACUAUAUGAUCUUGCUUGUCCACACAAUGCUGAACCCAGGGAGGGAGUUCAGCAGACAGAACAGCAGCACACAUUCCUUUCUAAGGUGUAUGUCAAUGCUGUUGGCCUUCUCCAGCAGCUUCGUUAUUCCUCUGCUAUAUAAGCGGAUGAACAAGAAUUUCUCCCAAAAACUAAAGGAGUUGCUAAAGCAACUGAUUUGUAGAGAGCAGGCCUGCCCACAUGAACAGUCACUGGCACAGCAGGCCAUCACAUGAGCCGUUGACCUUUCAGGGACAGCAGAACUUUGAUACGGGAAGCCACCACAUCUUUGUACCAUUUUGACUUUCAGAAAAUAUAUUGACAUUGGAUAUUUUUAGUACUGGUCCCUUUAGGUAGAUGAUAUCCAAUCCUCCCAUCUAAACAAAGCUGUUAACUAAUUCACUUUAGGAAGUCACAUCCAACUUUGUAACAUUUCAGAGGCACUUAGAAUCAUUUACAUUUGUACCAUGUCUACCUGUUGGUCUUGAAAAGACAAUAGAUAUACCUCAUUCCUAAACUAGAAGGGCAUUACAGUUCAAUAUCCUUAAAACGAAGAAGCGCCUAGUCUGGAGACAGGAGAGUCGCACCUGUGCGUGUUGGCAAGGACUGUGCUGCUCAGCUCUCUUUCCCUGCCUCUGUUUGAGACACUUGGGGAGUUUGUGACUUUUUAGGAGGAUUAAUCAAAUGCUGAAAUCACAUGAAAUUAGACAUUGUUUCUUAUUAUUCCAUUUCUGUAUAUUUAUGUGUGUCAAUCCAUAAGCUAUCAGUUUAAAAAGUAGAAAUGGAAAUUCACAAAAUCAAAAAGCCUCUGGAUACUGUUUUUAAGCAGGAGCUGUUUAACAGGAGCUGUCUAGUACCAAAAAAUGUACUGAAUUCAUAGAUUUUUACAUAGCUUUUUGUGAAUAUGGAUGGGAUUUUGUCUAUUGUUAUGAAUGAAUACCUUAAUAUAAUCAAUUGCGUGAGUUGUUCCCCUGAUGAAGAGGUUGAAAAGGUAGCCUUCACUCCACUGUAUGUUUGGAUCUAGCUGUCAUUCUUCAAUGAAUGAAUGUGUGUGGGGGGGGACUAGAGAGUAAGAGGGUUCAACAUGAGAUCCAAUGAUAUUGAUGUGCAUAUGCCAGUAUAUUGCAUUGUAUGUGUAUAGUGUAUGUGAAGAGGUUUACUGGAAAAUAAGCAGUUUCAGAAUGACAGUAUUAAUUUUGCAUAAACAUACUUGCUUUUGUUUUAAUGUCUCUACUUUAUUGUCCCCAUGAUGAAUAAGAUAUACUUCAAAAUAAACUAUGAUACACACUA
Molecule: messenger RNA, 2567 nt
Organism: Clupea harengus (Atlantic herring)
Lineage: Eukaryota; Metazoa; Chordata; Actinopteri; Clupeiformes; Clupeidae
Gene: gpr146
Product: G protein-coupled receptor 146
Biological process (GO): G protein-coupled receptor signaling pathway
Cellular component (GO): membrane
Molecular function (GO): G protein-coupled receptor activity
Source: RefSeq, a predicted model, not a curated record